CGAGAGCUGCUGUACGCCUCUUCUCCAUCUCAUCGACACAAGCAUUAUCUUUGUAACUACAUUGGUUGUGUCUGCCAUCGAAGAAUUCAAUGGGUAAAGCGAAGGCGAAGGGAAAGCAUCGUUUGGACAAGUACUACCACUUAGCCAAAGAACAUGGUUAUAGGUCUAGGGCUUCAUGGAAGCUAGUCCAGCUCAAUUCCAAGUUCAGGUUCCUCGAAUCCGCACGCUCCGUCCUCGAUCUCUGCGCCGCCCCCGGCGGCUGGAUGCAGGUCGCCGUCCAACGCGUCCCCGUCGACCACCUCGUCAUCGGCGUCGAUCUCGCUCCCAUCGCUCCCAUCCGUGGUGCCAUCGCCAUCCAGGAAGAUAUCACCAGGCCAGAGUGCAAGUCUCGAAUCAAGAAGCUCAUGAACGAGCACGGUUGUCGCGCGUUUGACGUUAUAUUGCACGAUGGUUCGCCCAACGUCGGCGGCGCGUGGGCUCAGGAAGCAAUGAGCCAGAACGCUCUCGUCAUCGAUGCGGUUAAGUUAGCCACACAGUUCUUAGCCCCCAAGGGCAUAUUUGUCACUAAGAUUUUUAGGUCGCAGGAUUACAGUUCUGUGGUGUAUUGCUUAAAGCAGUUGUUUGAAAAGGUUGAGGUGGAUAAACCCGCAGCUAGUCGUUCUGAAUCUGCUGAGAUAUAUGUUUUGGGGCUUAGGUAUAAGGCCCCUGCCAAGAUUGAUCCGCGCCUUCUCGAUGUCAGGCAUCUCUUUCAGGGAUCCGUGGAACCGCAGGCAAAGGUGGUGGAUGUGCUUAGAGAUAAUAAGCAAAAGAGGCAUCGUGAUGGCUAUGAAGAUGGAAUCUCAACUUUAAGGAAGGUGUCUUCAGCUGCAAAUUUCAUUUGGUCUGAUGCUCCUCUGGAGAUCCUUGGUUCAGUCACUUCCAUAACCUUUACUGAUCCAGCUGAUUUACCAAUCAAGGAUCAUGAUUUAACCACUGAAGAGGUAAAAUCUCUCUGUGAUGAUUUGAGGGUGUUGGGGAAGCAAGACUUCAAGCAUCUUCUAAAGUGGCGGGUUCACAUUAGAAAAGCUCUUUCCCCUACUCAGAAGCCUGAUCCUCCUACUACAACAGAGAUUGAAAAUGAGCAUAAGGUGGAUGAAGAUGAUAAAAUACUUAACGAAAUGGAGGAACUGACAUAUGCAAUGGAUCGCAAGAAGAAACGUGCGAAGAAGCUUCUUGCAAAAAGGAGAGAGAAGGACAAGGCACGAAAAGCAACAGGGAUGCAAAUGGAUGUGAUGGAAGAUGGUUAUGUUGAUCAGGAGUUAUUCGCUCUUUCCUCUAUAAAGGGUAAGAAGGAUCUGGUAGCUGUUGACACCACUGAAUAUGAAGGUGAUGAAGGUGACAUGGAAGACAGUGAGGAUGAAGGAAUCCAUGAAGGCCCAGAGCAUUCAUCCAGCGACUUAGAAGAUUCUGAUGAAGAACGUAAAAGAUAUGAUGAACAAAUGGAAGACUUACUUGAUCAAGCUUAUGAUCGGUUUGUGGUAAAAAAGGAAGGAAGUGCAAAGCAGCGAAAGCGUACCAAGAAAUCCUUUGAUGCAGAGGCCCAACUUUUGGAGGCUGAUGAGGAAGGUGAUAUUGUUCAGUCCAAAUACGAUUCAGAUGAAGAUCAGCGUGAUCAAGAAGCAAAUCCUUUGAUGGUGCCACUUAAUGAUGGGACAGAACCCACCCCAGAGGAGAUCACAAAUAAGUGGUUUAGUCAGGAUGUCUUUGCUGAAGCUGUAGAGGAAGGAGACUUUGAGAAGUCUCAGAGUGAAGAUGAGAUGGAUAUAGAAGGGCCUAAGGAGAACAUGUCCAUUGCAAAAAAGGUCAGAGAAAAUAAAACAAUGGCUUCAGUGAUAGAUGGGCCUAAAUCUCAAGCAUCUAAAGCAGAGGGGGAUUUUGAGAUAGUUCCUGCACCUGCUACUGAUUCAAGCGAUGAUUCAUCCUCUGAUGAAUCGGAGGAGGAAGAUGUUGAAACCAAAGCUGAGAUACUGGCUUAUGCUAAGAAGAUGAUGAGGAAAAAGCAAAGGGAGCAUAUACUGGAUGAUGCAUAUAAUAAGUACAUGUUUGAUGAUGAGGGAUUGCCCAAGUGGUUUCUAGAUGAGGAAAAGAGACACCGCCAACCAAUAAAGCCUGUCACUAAAGAGGAAAUUGAUGCAAUGAAAGCGCAAUUUAAAGAAAUUGAUGCUCGGCCUGCAAAGAAAGUAGCAGAGGCCAAAGCACGAAAGAAGCGUGUUGCGAUGAGGAAGCUUGAGAAGGUACGUAGGAAGGCCAAUGCUAUAUCAGAUCAGACAGAAAUAUCUGAUCGUUCGAAGAGCAAGCAAAUUGAACAACUAUAUAGAAAGGCUGUUCCCAAGAGGCCUAAAAAGGAAUAUGUAGUUGCAAAGAAAGGUGUCCAAGUUAAGACUGGCAAGGGUAAAGUCCUUGUUGAUCGCAGAAUGAAGAAGGAUGCUAGGAAACAUGGAAUGGGUGGUAAGGCAGGAAAAGGAGGUUCCAAGAUGAAGGGUAAGUCUCCGAAGGUGAAAGGAUCUUCAAAGGCCUCUGCUAAGAAGGGAAGAAAGGGGAAUAAAUGAAGAAUAGGGUGAUGCUCAAUUUCUCAGUCACGGGUUUUGUCUUAUUUUCAUGCCUCAAUUUUGUUUGUUCAUUUUGUUCUUCAUAGAGGGAAUCUUAAUUUAAUUAAAAGUUGUCUUAAAUAGCAGCUAAUGAAGGUAUUAAAUUAGAUAUUGAUUAUGGCACACCAAUAUUUGUAAAAAUUGGAGUGUUAAGUAUCUUCAAGUUCAUCGGUUUCUAGCGUUUUA
Molecule: messenger RNA, 2813 nt
Organism: Gastrolobium bilobum
Lineage: Eukaryota; Viridiplantae; Streptophyta; Magnoliopsida; Fabales; Fabaceae
Exons: 11
Coding region: 90-2588 (832 amino acids)
Biological process (GO): maturation of LSU-rRNA from tricistronic rRNA transcript (SSU-rRNA, 5.8S rRNA, LSU-rRNA); rRNA methylation; maturation of 5.8S rRNA from tricistronic rRNA transcript (SSU-rRNA, 5.8S rRNA, LSU-rRNA)
Cellular component (GO): nucleus; preribosome, large subunit precursor; nucleolus
Molecular function (GO): rRNA (guanine) methyltransferase activity; rRNA (uridine-2'-O-ribose)-methyltransferase activity
Source: RefSeq, a predicted model, not a curated record